Molecule: messenger RNA, 6438 nt
Organism: Cavia porcellus (domestic guinea pig)
Lineage: Eukaryota; Metazoa; Chordata; Mammalia; Rodentia; Caviidae
Gene: Tmem200c
Product: transmembrane protein 200C
Exons: 2
Coding region: 240-1988 (582 amino acids)
Source: RefSeq, a predicted model, not a curated record
GACGCGCGCCCCCGCUAGGCCGCUGAGCCGCGCGCGCCCCGGGGCCUCCGCGCCGCUGUCCCCGCGCCCCGCCGUCGGCUCGGGCUGAAAAGUUUCUCCAUGCUUCCUUUGUGUCACCCGAGCGCCCGCGCCCUGCCCGGCAGGAGGAGGUGGAGGAGCAGCUAGCGGGCAGCUGGCGGCCCCCCUGCACGAGCGUCCGCCGGGCCCCCGGGGCCAGCCCCACACUCCACGAACUGGCCAUGAUCGCCACCGGCGGCCUGCUGAGGAUUUCCGCCCGGAAGCAGGAUCCCUUGCGCACCCCGGGCCAGGUGCCCAAGCGGAAGCGGAAAGCUAAGAAGAGGCGCAAGAACGACGUGGUAGUGGUGAAAGGCAAGCUGAAACUGUGCUCCAUUUCGGGCCUCAUCGCCCUGUGCGGAAUCCUGGUGCUGCUAGUGGGCAUUGCCCUGGCCGUGGUGGGCUACUGGCCCAAAGCCAGCGGGGCCGCCCGGGAGGGGGGCAGGCAGCCGCCCCCAGCGGGCACUGGGCACAGCGCCCCAGCCAAUGGCAGCGGCCAGGCACCCUCGGUGGGCGCCCCCUCCAGUGCCAUGGGAGCGCCCCGAAGCACACGUGCGCCCGGCCGGUCCACGCCUGCACCCGUAGGCUUCUUCUUCCGCAUCUUCUCGGGCUACCUGCACUCAGACAAGCUCAAGGUCUUCGGGCCGCUCAUCAUGGGCAUUGGCAUCUUCCUCUUCAUCUGCGCCAACGCCGUGCUGCACGAGAACCGCGACAAGAAGACCAAGAUCAUCAACCUUCGGGACCUCUACUCCACCGUCAUCGACGUGCACAGCCUCCGCGCCAAGGAUCCGGCCGCCGCAGCCGCCGCCGCCGCCGCGCCCGCGCCCCCGGGCCCCGCGCCGCUCAACGGCUUCCUGGGCCGCUUGCAGCCGCGCGGCCUGGAGCGGACGCCGGGCGGCGCGGGCGACGCCUUCGGAGCGGCGGCGCUGCUGGCUCGUGGCGCGUGGCGCCCCCGCGCGGCGUCCCCGCCAGACCUGGCCUCCUCUCCGCGCCGCCCGCCCGAGCCCCCGAGCCUGGCUGAGGCAGUGUACAGCAUCUGGCGCGAGCGCGCCGGGGUGGCCGGCCAGCGCCGGACCGCGGCUCCCACGGCCGCCAGCGGCUGCAGCAGCCCGGCGCCCUGCAGCCCUCCCGGGAGCUGGGAGCGCCCGAGCACCGCCAGCUCCCUCGUGGGCUCCUCGCUGAGCGCCUUCGCGCUGCUGCCCUUGCCUGGGGACCGCGAGCGGGACGGGGACGCGGAGGGCGCAAGCUGCAGCUGGCGGAGGUCGCCCGGGGAGCGUGGCUCCUCGGAGCUCCCGCGGGGCGGCGCGCUCGACCUGAGUCUCACCGACCUCCGCGGCGCCGAGGGCGGCGCGCCCUGGGGGCACGGCGCGCCCGAGGAAGUCGAGGGCAAGGAGGCGGCGCACAUCGCGGGAGGCCAGGGCGGCCGCCUGCCCAGGACCGUCAGGUUCGCGUCCCUGAGGCGCCGCAGCAUCAGCGGGCUCCCGGACUUCCGCGCACCGCCGUCGCCGGAGCCGCCGCCCUCCCUGAGAGUCGCGGACCCGGGCUCCACCCAUUCCAACUCGGCCGCCUCCCCCUUGACUCCCCUGCGCCUGGAAGAAUCGCCCUGUGCCAGCAGGCGGGACUCACAGAGCUCACAGUCCGAUGACCCGUCCAGCAGCAGCGAUAAGGGCUACACCCCGCUGCAGGAUGCCGGCACCUCGCUGGAGUCAGUGGUGGACUCAGUGGCCAGUCACAAGCAGGACUGUACGACAGCCUCUGAUAUGGAGAGUGAGCAAAGCCACUCGGAGGGUCCCAGUAAAGAGCCACUGGAGACCCAAACACCCCAGCCUGUGCAGAGGCAGUUUACAAAUAAGGAGAAACUCUUCAUGAUUUCCAGGUCUCGUGCCAUAGGGGCAGAAGAAGAAGAAGAGGAGGAGGAGAGUACUGGCGACUAGGGAGAGGACAGCAGAAGAAGGCCAGAAUCGCCCACUUCCAUCAGUGCAUUAGCAGCCCCUCGACGCCUUUGCGGACUGAUCCGAGGACAUCAUUCCAUAUCCAAAGAGCUGCCGAAUGUUAUCCUUGAGUUGUGUUCACAAGAUUCCUGUAGAUUACUCCAAGCAAUUUUUUUUUUAAACAAAGCAAUCUAGUCUUUUUAUGUCCGAUGGUGAUUGUAUGGUCCUUGAAAACCAAAUGUAUUCACAAGGUCAGCAAUCUAGUUCCUCAGAUAAAAAGGAAAUCUCUUAAUUUUCUUAGAAUCAAAAUAAUAUAUUUUUGACAGUAACUGUGCACUUUACUCGAAUCUUUUUUGGGAAUACCUAAAUUUCCUAACCCCUAUGUUCCACCACAGGUCUCCUCUAUAGCUGCUUGCAAAUGAGAAGCUUGUAUUUUUCCUCCCUUUGCGGAGCACAGAAGCCCAGCUCUCUCUGAGUUGAUCUUUCUAUAUGAAGUCCAAGCCAAAUUGAGGCAAGAGUGUGCCCCUUGUCCUCCCACACUCUGCUCAUGCACUGUCUUUAUUUUUCAAAAGGGUAUUUGCAUUUUACUUACUACUAGGGUCUGGUUUCCAGACUGGAAGGCAGUAACAGCUAGCUGGGUUGCCACAUUCCCGAGCUCACAACAUGAACCAAUUCAUGCUUUAUUGAGUAUUCUCACACCUGUGUAUUGAAAAAUAGCAUUAAUAUUUAAAAUUCUUUGAAUAAAAGAAGUUUCCAAACAAUUCAACAUAACUUUGCUUUUUUUUUUUUUGCCUGAGAACUAACACUUUUAACAUUUAUCUGUAAAUCUGGUAGUUUAAAUAUCUGGUAAAUCUAAAAUAUCUGUUAAAUCUCAAAUAUGUUGCUGUGACAUUGCUACUAUGUCUUCUGUUAUCUUCUCCCAAAAUAUGAUUACAUUGAUUACCAAUAUGUUUUUAACUUAAAAACAGAAAAGUAGUACAACACAUUUGGGGGUUUCUUUUUCAAGUAGAAUGAAUUUUUACAUAGCACAUUUCUUUAAUAGGUUACCUAGCACAUUUCCAUAAUAUUUCUAGUUAACCUCAGAAUAUUAACAUACAGAGCUAAAGGCCUACUAUUCUUUUUCUUAGCCUCUUGGAUUUUGCUAUCUGAUUUUGAUGCUAUCUAAAUUUAUGAUCUUAACUAUAGGCAAAAAGGUAAUGUUUCAGUACGUUAGCAGACUUUGUAUUUGAUGCUUUUGACAGUCUUUUGAUUUGUAAGAAGAGUUGAUGAAGAAUUAAUUUAAAUCCUGGUGUCUCUCCUUUCCUGUGACCUGGGAAUCUUGGCAAUGGUGUCGCCUUCCUUUGGCCAUUUGGAUGCAAGCUCAGGGAGCCUGACUGUCCUGGUGGACUGUGAAGGGAAACCAGUGAAAAAUGCAGUCCCAGUGGAGCAGCUGGUCCUGCAGAGUACAGAUCCAGGACUAAGGGUGGAUCCCAGCUCUGGGCGAAGGCCUACGAGUGUCACCAACACAGAGUCUCAGUGGCUGCAGCCAUGAGACCAUGAUUGGUUGCAGCCAUGAUUACUACCCCACCAUGCAUGCUGUGGAAGAACUGGCCUUCCCUGGCCUCACCUUGGCUGAAAUCUGGACUAUCCACUCAUUAUUGGAAUAACCUUAGUGAAUCACUUAAUCUGGGCCUCUGCUUCGUGAUGUGAUCUCUGUGAUGGCCUUCAACUCUAAAUGCUUUACUGAAGUUCAGGGUACUGGUUUCAGCCGAUAGACAAUCAAUCAUAUUUGCACAUAACAGCAAGGAGUGAGUAUACCUCAUCAAUUCCCACUAGGGUACCAUUCCAUAAGAAAUUUUUUAAAGGUUUCAUUUUUUUCUCUCAGAUUGGAUAUGUGUUGGGCUAAAAACUCACUUUAAAGCUCUUGACUAAUUUGUUGAGCUCUUCUAUGGAGCAAAAGUGGGUUUACACUACUAAGAAUGACAGAAAAGGACCUUCCGGUAGUAUUGCAUUUCAGCAGUAGAGUAUAUUUUCACACUUCCAAGCAACAGCAAGAACAACAAAAGUAAAUUUCCCUAUGUUUUCUCCUCCAUUACCCUGCAUAAUGGGUAAUUUGAGAGAAUAUGUCAUAUAACAGGAAAACUGCUUCUAGCCCUCAGACGAUGAACUCAAAUGACAUUUGGCAAAUAAUCAGGCCACCUCUUAACUGAAGAGAGGUGAUCAGAAUAAUACUUACCCUACAAACUUCAAAAAAAUUCAGUCUAAACCUCUGUCUAUACUGCAUGAUUCUGAUUGCCUGAUAAUAUUGAUCGGAUUAAAUAUGUAAAUCCUUCUGGCUUUUGCUGCUCUCAUCCACAAGGCCCCCUGAAAUGAAAUAACUCCAGCAAACUUUGUUUACCAUCAAGUUAUAACUAUAUUAGUCAAUGAGCAAUUUAACCAGAUUUUCUUUCUCUCUCUCUCUCUCUUUUUUUUUUUUUUUUGACCCAAGAUUAAAUAAAAAGUUAAAGCUCAGUUUUCCACAUCUUGGUAGGAGUCUGGGAUUUCCAUAUACUACUUCAGGCGAAACUUCUGCAGUUCUGAUUAUAGGAACUGACUGUCCUAACUUUCAUAGGAGCAGAAAGCUUACUCGAUAGUAAUGUUAAGUUUUACUCACUUUAACUUAGGCCAUGUACUAUUCCUCCAGGUUUACAUGCAGUUCUGCUGAGGUAGGAUCAUUAUUACUCCUAUUCUAUGAGAAAGAUAGCAAAGUCAGAGAGAUGGACUAUUUCCUUAGGAUGAUCCCACUGGUAAAUGACAAAAAAAAGGGUUUUCACGGUUUUCGAGAUUAUGUGGUCCUGCUAGCAGAUGUGGAGAUAGAUAAUGUUUGUGUUUCCAGAGACCUUUACAAUACUGUCUCCGAAUUGUCCCGCUAGGUCCCCUGCCAGAACCAUCCUUAGUGCUAUGCAGACAAAUAUUAGAACUUGCAAUCAGGUUAAAAGCUGAAGUUUGUGUUGCAGCCUUUGGGCUGCAUAAGCAAGUUUUCUUUUCUCUAAAUGAAUUUUUUGUGCACAAUCAAUAGGAAUCUUCGAAGGCAUGGGACCCUACUUGUACUUAUAAAUGAGAGUACUAAGAUUUAGGAAGACAGAGCAACCUGUUCAGAGGCAAACAGCAGUGGUAGGAUUAUUCUGUUGACAUAAUUGCAGUAAUUGGCAAGAGAUUUUUUUUUUUUUUUUGUACUGGGGAUCAAACUCAUGACCUAGCACUUGCCAGGUAGGUGCUUAUGCCAGUGAGCUAAACCCCCGGGCCAGCAAGAGACUUUUUACCCCUGAGUGUCAUGUACUAGCUGAUUGGUCAUGGACCACCUACUUAGUUUCUCUGUGUCUCAGUUUUCCUUCCAUGCAACAAGAUUAAAGAUGAUUUCUAUGGCACAGGAUUGCAACGAAGAGUAAAGAAAUUAAUGUCUGUGUAAGUGUUUAUCACAGGUGUGGCUCAUACAGUGUUAUCAAAGUUUUGUUAGUUUUGUUUCAAGUAAAAUCAACUGCUAAAAAGAAUAUUUUAGUAUGGGCUUCCUUUUUAUCAAUAGAAGAAAUUUAGGUUUAAAAAUAGAAUCCAUAAGGCAAUCCCCGGAGUGUGACUCUGAGGAAUUACACAGUGCUAGACCUGGGAUCUACGUCUAUGAGAUGGAAAUAAUAAAUAGCACUGGACUCGUAGGAUUAAUUAGUCACAUGAGGUCCAAAUGUACAUAAUGGAUUGGAAAGCUAAUGUACAUAAAGGAUUGGAAAACAAUUUCUGGCAGACAAAACAUUCAGUAAAUGUUAAGCACUAUGACUGAGGUAAAUAGUAGGUUAAAUUUUUAACUCAAUUAGUAGGGCAUCCAUAAAUCUACUGUACUGAGAAGUCUUAGUAACUCAGUUCAGGGUAGGGAAAGACCAUGACGGCCAAGGUCUGGUGCUGCUGCAGUGUCCCCAGCAGAGCCCAAAGGAGUGUCUAGGACUAGAGGUGUCUGACCUGUGGGAUGAUAUGUGCACCCACAGUGGGGUAAGAGGGACUCGCUGGGCUGGCCACGCUGACCCCAUGUCCACAGACUGAAGCUGGUCUUGCCAGGAGGGCCUGCGUGCUCCAAGAUCCCAGACCUCAUCAGAAUAUCCUGAAGCAAAGACAGGUGAUCUACUGAGAUACUUAAGUUCUUUGGGCAAAAGUGUUUUCCAUUCUUCCUGUGAGUCGUUUUGAGAUUCUCUUCAAGACAUAAUUUUGAAACUUUAUUUUACUUCUUUUUUUGGGGGGGGAGCUAGAGAACUUAAAAAAGAAAUUUCUUGUGCCAUAAGAUGAAUACAAAUUAAAGAUAUGAUUUGCAUUUUUGAAAAGGAUAGUAUCUGAGCUAAGAUAUAAAAAUACAUUUUAGUCUUGUGAUUUAUAAAUACUAUCUCCUUGUGUUAAGGGUGAUGAGGUGGAUUUCUAUUAAUAACAAAUAAAGAAUGGGAAUGUUAUCUAUGGA